Molecule: messenger RNA, 2442 nt
Organism: Oryzias latipes (Japanese medaka)
Lineage: Eukaryota; Metazoa; Chordata; Actinopteri; Beloniformes; Adrianichthyidae
Product: taste receptor type 1 member 1-like
Biological process (GO): G protein-coupled receptor signaling pathway
Cellular component (GO): plasma membrane
Molecular function (GO): G protein-coupled receptor activity
Source: RefSeq, a predicted model, not a curated record
CGUCUUCUGCCCUGUUUAUCAUGCUAUGCCCACAGUGAGUUUUUGUUUUUGUUUUGUUACCCUGCUCUGCAGAACUUUUUGUAAGUCAUUAAACCCUUUGUCCUGGAACCGUGUGCUCCUGUCUCUGCAUUCUGGGUCCUUCACGCUACCACAGCCCCCCCAACCUGACAAUUUAACACAAAAACGAAACAGUACGGCAACACAUUUUCAUUCAUGCUUAUUUUGGGUCACUUAUUGCAAAUUAAAAGUUGUCAGAAAAAGAAGUAGCUUAUCAUUUAGGCAUCUAGUUUUUCCAUGGAUUUUUGAGGACACUAACCAUGGGAUAUUUGCAAACACAAAGAGGCUUUUUCAGCUUUGAAUAUUGCCUGAGGUUCUAUAAUUUCAGUGGAAUUUUUUCAACAAGUGUCAAUUUGCAUGAGCCAUGUUUACACAGAGGCACCUCGCUACAGUUACUUGUAGUUGUUUCUUUAACUUUUGACAAUUUUUUGAUAAUUUGAUAAUUUUCUUUUGAUAAUUUUUCAUCUUUCUGCACACAAACUUCCCAUUUUGUCAUUUUUAAAAAGCACAAAACUCUUGUGCUUCUGGUCAAAUGGACCUAAACUUAAUCCCUCUUUUCUUCAGGAAACCUUUUUACCAGGAAAUAAAUGCAAAUUGAUUUCCAUGCUUUUCUUUAACUGUAACUGUGUUUAUGACAUCAUUCCUAAUUUAAGUAAUUUCUAUUCUAACGCAACCUGAUUCAUUCAGAGGAGUCUGUUAGAAAAGGGAGUCUCUAGCUGAGCUGGAAUUCACGUUAGCAUACCAACAGCUAUAGCCAUGUUUAUAUUGAUCUUUCUUUAUCUGUGUCUUCUGUGUUGUAACUUGCAUGCAGAGACUGAAUGCUUCCCCAAAUCCUCAGAGUUUAAAAUGAAAGGAGAUUACCUGCUUGGUGGACUUUUUGGUGUUCAUUACGCCUUUUCAACUCUCCAUCAGAACAUCCCAGAAGCCAUCAUCUGUUCCAGUCAAGAGUUUUCACUGUCAAGUUACCGGAGGUUUCAGAUGAUGAGAUUCUCUAUAGAGGAAAUCAAUAAUUCUACCAGUCUACUACCCAAUGUUUCUCUUGGCUAUGAAAUAUUUGACCAUUGCUCAGACACAAAGAAUUUUCCAGGUAUUUUCAGCCUGAUGUCUGUUGAUGGUUCAGUUCAACCUUGGAAAGAAUCUGUAAACUUCUCUAAAGUGAUUGCAGUGGUGGGUACAGGCACAAGCACAGCAACAAUGACUGUUGCACCGCUGUUCAUGAUGGACCUCAUUCCGAUGAUUAGUUAUGGAACCUCCAGUUCAGUUUUCUCCAGAAAACAGAAUUUUCCGUCUUUCUUACAAACAGUGCAUCCUAAUAAAGACGUCAUAGAAAUAAUUUUGAGGUUUUUGGAAGAGUUCAAAUGGACCUGGGUGGCUUUCCUCUACAUUGAUGAUGAUUAUGGAAGAGAUGGCCUGGAUCUGUUUGUGAAAAAGAUAAAGGACACUGAAAUCUGCUUGGCAUUCAGUCAUGGUCUCAGAGAGGACACAAAUUAUACUAAACUUAUCAACCAGAUGGAACAACACAGGAUAAACGUUAUAAUUGUUUUUACAACUAAGUGGACAGCUGAAAGACUCAUUAUGUCAGCCAUCCAACAAAAUCUUACCAACAAGGUGUGGAUAGCAGUGGAUGCCUGGUCUCUUCACAAAGAGCUCCCUAAAAAAACAGGAAUCAGAAAUAUUGGGACUGUUCUUGGGAUUGCCGAGCCAAAACUAAAAAUCCCAGGAUUUGAUGACUUUGUUUUGUCUAUUAAAGCUCAAAAUCAGUGUGAAAAUCCAGAGCAGGAUCCAUUUUGUGACCAGAAGUGUAACUACAGCUGCGUGAGCGUUGAAGAUAUCAUUACAGCAGAUCCCUCUUUUAAUUUUCCUGUUUACUCUGCUGUAUAUGCCGUUGCCCAUGCCUUACAUGCAGUGCUGCAGUGUGGAGCUGGCAGCUGCAACAACAGCAUUAAAGUUUACCCACACAUGGUCCUGGAAGAACUUAGAAAGUCAAAGUUCACACUUUUAAACCAGACAGUUCAGUUUGAUAAAAAUGGUGACCCCAAGUUUGGACCCUAUGCCAUAGUUUUCUGGAAUGAGAUCGGUGAUGCAGAAGAGAUCGGUUCUUAUACAUUUCACCCAAAACAUAACUUUGACAUUGACGAGUCUAAAAUCCAUUGGCAUGGAGACAAAAAGGCAAGGUUUCCUUCCUCUCUCACUAGUAUACAGUUUACAGCACAUAAAAAUGUAUUCUUAUACUUUAAGUCCAUAUAUCUAAAAAUAAACAGCAAUUUUUAUUGGACAGAAAUUACUUUCUAUGACGGUAAAAAAAUAUAGAACAUAUGAUGCCAACUUUUGAGGGUUACUUAAAAAUGGUGGAGUAAAGUGCAAUGUUAGUUUUGAUGGUUGCUU